AUGAGAAUAAGAAGGGAAUUACAACUGAUAAUUUAUCUUAACAUAAUUGCAUUAGCAAUAUUAAUAUAUUGCACCUUCGGUAUACUACUAGUCGUAUUCGAUGAUUCCUCUCCGGAGAGUUUACAAAAUCAUGAAUUAAAUCCAUCAAUUUCAGAAUCUAUUGGGGUGAAUAUAGACUCUAAACCUAAGAUACCUAAGAUUAUACAUCAAGUUUAUAGGACAGAAAAUAUUCCCGAACAAUGGAAAGAAAAUCAACAAAAAUGCAUCUAUUUACAUCCAGAUUACGAAUAUAAAUUAUGGACAGAUGAAAAAGCUUAUGAAUUCAUUAAGGAAAAUUAUAGUUGGUUUUUAAAGACAUUUGAACAUUAUAAAUUUCCAAUGCAGAGAUUCAAUGCAAUCAAAUAUUUUGCCCUGUAUCAUUUUGGUGGUGUAUAUAUUGAUUUAGAUGAUUCGUGUCAUAGAAAAGUGGAUCCAUUAUUGAACUCAGUGGCAUUUGUGAGAAAGGCUACUCCAUUAGGUAUUUCGAAUGAUAUUAUGGGGGCUCGUAUUAAACAUCCAUUUUUUCUUAAAUUGAUUAAUUCUUUGCAACAUUACAAUAAGGAUUGGUAUAUCCCAUAUUUAACUAUCCUGGGUAGUACAGGUCCUUUAUUUGUCUCUAUUGUAUGGAAACGUUAUAAGAUAUGGAGAGGUGAUAUUAUGCAAAACGAUGUCGUUAGAAUUCUUAGACCCAAGGAUUAUUUAGUGCACAAGGAUGCUUAUUUUUCAAUUACUAAAGGUGCUACAUGGCAUGAAGAUGACGCAGUCUUCAAGAAAUCCUUAGGUAAUCAUAUAUUAUCUUGCAUCACUGUCGGGUUCAUCAUUGCAUUUGCUAUUCUAUAUGGUCAAUAUGUCAUCUAUUGUUGGUUAUGUUCCAAUGACGAUGUUUUUAGGAACUUUUAUAUGGGAAUAUGGAAGACUACUUGUAGCAUACUCAGUUGGGGUUAUAAAAGACUAACUCACAAUAGGUUUUUUCGUUGGACGUUAGGUGAUCCAAUGGUGAUAAUUAACUAUGGUUCAAAUGACAUUAAUAUGACGGAAAUUCCUGCUGUGAGUCCUAUUUUAUUAACUAAGACGCCAACUAAUACCGAUAGAGAAAAUUCAAAAUAUAUAUUUACACUACCUUGUGCCCAUCGUUCAGUUUCUGAUUUGGAAAAGAAUGGGACGGAUAAUAAUUCAAAUACCAAUGCAUCAUCUGGAUCGCAAUAA
Messenger RNA from Maudiozyma barnettii, 1245 nucleotides. RefSeq names its product mannosylinositol phosphorylceramide synthase catalytic subunit CSH1 (gene CSH1). The record is from RefSeq and is a predicted model, not a curated record. NCBI's taxonomy places the organism in Eukaryota, Fungi, Ascomycota, Saccharomycetes, Saccharomycetales, Saccharomycetaceae. The coding region runs from base 1 to 1245 and encodes 414 amino acids. The transcript has a single exon. Gene Ontology annotation, biological process: mannosyl-inositol phosphorylceramide biosynthetic process. Gene Ontology annotation, molecular function: mannosyltransferase activity.